CCCAGAUCGCCUACGACCGCCUACAGCUCGCUGGAGCUUCGCCGUUGCCAGUCUCCGGACCAUGGCUCUCGCGUCCAGCCAGUCAUUCAGUCAGUCCGCUUUCGGUGACGAAGCGCUUGACGGCGGGACGAUGCAGCCAAACCACAAGCUCGCACGGGAUCGCCGUCACCUGCUCACAGCUCCAUUCCUGGCGAAGGUGAUCGCACGCUCCCACAUGCUCGAACUAAAAGAUCACACCACAGGCGCUGACCGCACGAUGCCUAUGGUUCCGUUGUCGCCACCUCCCUCUGCUGUUAGCUAGCACAUCUUCCGUCCGACUCGUCCUAGAUGGCACCCGAUCUAAACUCGCUGCCCCCGUCGCCCAACCCAGCGUACAUCCCCCCAGCUCGCUCGCCUCGCGUCAUGGCACAGCCAGAGGAUCGACGUACCUCCCUCCAAGCACAUUCGCCGUCUUCGCAUUCGUUGGCUGCAGCCGCGGCCUUGAACGCCGGCCUGCAUGGCGACGGGUCUCGACGCUCCUCCAACAGCUCGCUGCGUGAUGUUCGGAACGAACGACGUCGUCGAUCGUCGAUUAGAAUGAGCCUAAAUCUGAACGAUCCCACCUUGCCUGGCCCGGGAGAGCUUCAACAGCUAAGUCCGAGAGCGAGCAGAUCAGGUUCGAGCGCAUUCCCGGAAAGCCCGCAUCACCAUCGUACUCCCAGCCUGGGUGAGCUGCAUCAGGAAUGGGAGAGCGAGCAGGAAUCUCAAGUUAAUAGAUUGCUGAACAUGAUCCGCCAGCAGCAAGCUACCAUACAAAACCUGCAGAACCAAAACGCCGCCAACCAACAAAACACCUCCGCUGUCGACGACAGCACACCCACCUCUGAACGAUCCAUGUCAUUUACUCACACCGGACUAGUGCAUACGCAACCCCAUCCUUCGGCGACAGCUCCAAUCCCUCGAUCACGCUCUCCGUUCAUCCCCAUUCCACUCUCAAGAAACUCCUCCUACCGGUCAGACAGAAGCAGCCAUGAAGUUUCGCCUUCUCUGCGGCCCUUGCCAAAUCAUGGCCCCUCCGUCGACAGCGGCGAAAUGCUGCUUGGGUCUUCGGCAGUGAGAGAUGAGAGUGCAUUCUACCAGGCCGAAACGCAGAACCUCACCCGUGAGAAUCAGAUGCUGAAGCUGAGGAUACGUGAGCUUGAGCGACAAUUAAGCGACCUUGGCUUGUCACCGUCCAAUCCUCAUUCGCCAGCUACAACCUCCAAUCUGCACCUUCCACCCAUUACAGGCGAAGACGCAGAGCCUCCACAGGACACUGCGGCGCAUUCGUAAUGCGAUGGCGUAUGGUGUUUCCAUGUUCGGUUGCAAGCAAUGAGAAGGCCGUGUUGAGCUUGAUAUUUGGGCAUUUACUGAGUCUCAUCGCACAUAAGGGUUCAUGAACAGGCGUCAAGAUGAACGUUUCUUAAUGCUUAAGAUUCCUUUUUUUGGCUUUCGGAAUGGUCUUUGGAGCACGAAAGAAAAAGCUCCGAGUACGACAUGAACUCUUUUCGCAUCCACCUAACACGUCUCUGACGUUUUCUUUUGACUCGCGUAGUCAAACAUUUUCCCAGGCAGUACACCAGUAUUCUUGCGUGCUGUAAUGAGCGAUGUGAAAUUACAACACGAAACUUUCCGCAGACGCAAGCCAACAUGUUGGAGAUGUUUCAAAUAUCGUGCGCGCUUCAAAGUGCACGCGAAACAAUCAACAAAGGCCCGCAAGAAUUCAGCUAGCUAGAAAUUCAAUUUAAGUUGCAGGAAGUGUGAGAUACAUGCACAGAUCUUUGUCUCG
Messenger RNA from Verruconis gallopava, 1807 nucleotides. RefSeq lists its product as uncharacterized. Bases 328 to 1311 code for a protein of 327 amino acids. The transcript is spliced from 3 exons. Lineage: Eukaryota; Fungi; Ascomycota; Dothideomycetes; Venturiales; Sympoventuriaceae. The record is from RefSeq and is a predicted model, not a curated record.